AUGAUGAACUCGCUGCUGUUCGGCGAGAUGGCGCUGGCCUUCGGCUGCCCCCCGGGCGGCGGCGGCGGCCCGGGCGGCGGAGGAGCGGGCGGCGGCGGCGCGGGGCCCGGGCCGUCGCCCGUGACCGCGGCGCUGCGGGACGACCUGGGCUCCAACAUCUACCUGCUGAAGGGGCUCAACGUGCGCUUCCGCUGCUUCCUGGCCAAGGUGCACGAGCUGGAGCGGCGCAACCGGCUGCUGGAGAAGCAGCUAGAGCAGCAGCAGAGCGAGCGCGAGCGCCGGCUGCGCUACAAGACCUUCUCCCGCGAGCAGGCGGUGCAGACGGGCCCCGAACUCGCCCUGGCCCUAGCCCGCGCAGCCGGCCCGCACGCCCAGCAGCCGCCGCCGCCGCCGCCGCUCGGCGCCAACGGCAACGUGCCCCCGGGCGCCUGCGGCUCGCACCCGCAGCACUACAGCCGCCUGCCCGGCACUAUCUGGAGCUACACGCAGGUCCGGCGCACGGGCGGUGGCGGCGUGGAGACGGUGCAGGGCCCCGGCGUGUCCUGGGUGCACCCCGACGGCGUGGGCGUGCAGAUCGACACCAUCACCCCCGAGAUCCGGGCCCUGUACAACGUACUGGCCAAGGUGAAGCGGGAGCGGGACGAGUACAAGAAGAAAUGGGAGGAGGAGCUGGCCAAGCGCAUGAACCUGGAGACCAUGGUGGAGACACUCCAGGAGGCGGCCCAGGAGGCUGAGGCCAUCCAGGAGGAGAUGAAUGAGAAGAUCGAGCGGCUGAAGGCUGAGCUGGUGGUGUUUAAGGGGCUGAUGAGUGAUCCCAUGACAGACCUGGACACAAAGAUCCAAGAGAAGGCCAUGAAGGUGGACAUGGAUAUCUGCCGGCGAAUCGAUAUCACGGCCAAGCUGUGCGAUGUCGCACAGCAGCGGAACUCGGAAGACGUGUCCAAGAUCUUUCAGGUAGCAUCCAAGAAGAAGGACCGUAAGGUAACCACAGAGGAUGACAUUUCUGAGCAGGAUGGGGAGGUCACCAGGCUGUCAGAUGAUGAGGUCAGCUCUAUGAACAUCACGGAUGAAAUGAAGCGGAUGUUCAACCAGCUAAGAGAGACUUUUGACUUUGAUGAUGAUUGUGACAGCCUGACAUGGGAAGAGAAUGAGGACACCUUGCUGCUCUGGGAGGACUUUACCAACUGCAACCCAUCCAUUGACCUGCAGGGAGAGCAAGAGGAAAAUUUGGGCAACUUGAUUCAUGAAACCGAAUCCUUCUUCAAGACGAGAGACAAAGAGUACCAGGAGACGAUAGGCCAGAUUGAGUUGGAACUCGCUACAGCCAAGAGUGAUAUGAACCGUCACUUGCAUGAAUACAUGGAAAUGUGUAGCAUGAAGAGGGGCCUGGAUGUCCAAAUGGAGACAUGCCGCCGACUCAUCAAAGGCUCUGCAGACAGGAACUCACCAUCCCCCAGCUCUAUGGCCAGCAGCGACUCAGGAAGCACAGAUGAAAUCCAGGAUGAUUUUGAGAGAGACCCUGAUGUGGAGCCAAUGGUCAGCUGAUGAACCUCAGGGAGGGUGCCUGGAGAGCUGGGGGGAGAGCGGGACCUCCUCCCUACCCCAGGAGAGCUCGGGGGACGAGGGAGCCAGCACUGACCACAGCCUGGAGGACUU
Messenger RNA from Trichosurus vulpecula (common brushtail), 1656 nucleotides. RefSeq names its product intermediate filament family orphan 2 (gene IFFO2). Bases 1 to 1545 code for a protein of 514 amino acids. The record is from RefSeq and is a predicted model, not a curated record. The transcript has 9 exons. Lineage: Eukaryota; Metazoa; Chordata; Mammalia; Diprotodontia; Phalangeridae.